This is a messenger RNA of Astyanax mexicanus (Mexican tetra), 6046 nucleotides long. RefSeq names its product dystrobrevin, beta b (gene dtnbb). Gene Ontology annotation, cellular component: plasma membrane; synapse. The coding region runs from base 382 to 2220 and encodes 612 amino acids. The transcript is spliced from 20 exons. Gene Ontology annotation, biological process: synaptic signaling. Lineage: Eukaryota; Metazoa; Chordata; Actinopteri; Characiformes; Acestrorhamphidae. The record is from RefSeq and is a predicted model, not a curated record. Gene Ontology annotation, molecular function: zinc ion binding.
AGUCAGUAGUAGUUGGCUCUCUCUCUCACACAGUGGGCGACUUCUGACUCUACUGCGGCUCCUGUACGAGCGAAUCACACGGAGCGGGAGCCUCGAGCGGAGCGCGGUGAUGGAGGAGGGCAGGGCCGUCGGGACGCUGGAGAAACGGCGGGUUAGGAUCGAGCAGCUUUAAUAGGGCGGAGAGGAGGCUGUGACAUGACCGGAGCGCAUCCUUCCUUCUCCUGGAGCCGAGACCGUUCAUCCCCCUCUCUCACCCUCCUCCUCCGCUGCUGCUGCUGCUGAUGGUGGUGGUGCUGGCGGUGGUAGCGCAGCCUGCGUGAUUUCCUGCUGGAACUUUCUGAUUUUGCUUCUCUUUAGUUGAAAUCCAGCCCAGUUGACAGGAUGAUUGAGGAGGGCAGCAAGAGCGGCAAGGCCACGGUGGAGAAGAGGCAGCUCUUCAUGGAGAUGAGAGCACAAAACUUUGAUGUUAUCCGACUGUCAACAUAUAGAACAGCGUGCAAGCUGAGAUUUGUUCAGAAAAGAUGCAAUCUUCACCUGGUGGACGUGUGGAACAUGAUCGAGGCGUUCCGCGAUAAUGGACUCAGCACGCUGGACCACAAUGCCGAGAUCAACGUGUCACGACUCGAAACCAUCCUCUCCUCCAUCUUCUACCAGCUGAACAAGCGGCUGCCCACCACCCACCAGAUUAAUGUGGAGCAGUCCAUCGGCCUGCUGCUUAACUUUAUGGUGGCCACCUACGACAGUGAGGGCCAUGGAAAGCUCACAGUUUUUUCCAUGAAAUCAAUGCUGGCAACCAUGUGUGGUGGAAAGAUAGUUGACAAAUUACGAUAUAUUUUUUCUCAGAUAUCAGACUCUGGUGGGACGAUGGUGUUUGCUAAGUUUGACCAGUUCCUGAGGGAGGUCCUAAAACUUCCUACAGCCGUGUUUGAGGGCCCCUCGUUUGGCUACACUGAGCACUCAGUCAGGACGUGUUUCCCUCAGCAGAAGAAGAUAUUGCUGAACACCUUCCUGGACGUGAUGAUGGCGGACCCUCCCCCGCAGUGCCUCGUUUGGCUACCUCUCAUGCACCGACUGGCCAAUGUAGAGAACGUCUUCCAUCCGGUGGAGUGCUCGUACUGUCGGAGUGAGAGCAUGAUGGGCUUUCGCUACCGGUGCCAGCAGUGCCACGGCUACCAGCUUUGCCAGAAUUGCUUCUGGCGUGGUCAUGCCAGUGGUCCCCAUAGCAACCAGCAUCAGAUGAAGGAGCAUUCCUCAUGGAAGUCCCCAGCCAAGAAACUGAGCCAUGCCAUCAGUAAGUCUCUGGGUUGCGUGCCCAUAGGAGAACCACCCCACCCCGUGUUUCCAGAAGCAGCAGAGAGGCCGCAGGACCUCGCACACCCUACUCAGCUGAAGCCAGUGUCCAACAACAUGAACGAUACCAUUCUCAUGUCCUCCGGGGCACCCACAUCCACCAAAAGCAGUACUCUGGAGAGUCCCAGCAGGCUGGAUGAAGAGCAUCGUCUCAUUGCUCGUUAUGCCGCCCGCUUGGCAGCUGAAGCUAGCAAUUCUACACAGUGCCCUCCCACUGACCUGAGCUUCAACUUUGAUGCCAAUAAGCAGCAGAGGCAGCUCAUCGCUGAGCUGGAGAACAAAAAUAGGGAGAUCCUUCAAGAGAUCCAGCGGCUGCGUCUGGAGCACGAGCAAGCCUCACAGCCCACCCCAGAGAAAGCCCAACAGAACCCCACUCUCCUCGCAGAACUACGCCUGCUCCGGCACAGAAAGGACGAGCUGGAGAAGCGCAUGUCUGCGCUGCAGGAGAGCAGACGGGAGCUGAUGGUGCAGUUGGAGGGUCUCAUGAGGCUGCUGAAGGAUGAAGAGCAGAAGGCCGCUCAGACAGGGGGCUCACCCCACUCCUCGCCCAGCCACAGCGCCAGCUGCACCAUGCCUAUGCCCAUCCGCUCCACCUCAGCCGGCUCCACGCCCACACACACCCCACAGGACUGCCUGGCCGGUGUCGGGGAUGACGUGCUGGAUGCCUUCUCUCAGGGUGUACCUAGAAAUCUCCGUAAUGAUCUUUUGGUGGCUGCAGACUCAAUCACGAAUACCAUGUCAUCGCUGGUAAAAGAGCUCCACUCAGUUGAUGACGGCCUGGAGGAUGAGGAGGUGAACAUGCGGAACGGAAGGGACAAAGUGUCAGCGCCGAGGCAUUAUGGGAAUCGGCACUCCACCCCCUCAUUCUAGACGUCCGGCGGAAUGUGACUGGCGCUGAGAACCAGCAGCGAGAGAACCCUUCAGUCCUGGCAUUAGCACGUAGAGUAAUGCAUGCUCUUCCCAACCGGGUUUCACUAUGUGAAACGAACACUUCAUCACAUUUUACAGAGAGCAAGCUGUAUCUACUAAGGAGAAUAUAAAUAUAUAUAAAUAUAUAUAGCGCUUUGUGUCUUAUCUGUAUAAACCUGUUGUAAUUAUGUAACGAUCUCAUUCAUGACUGCGACGACUGGAAUGGCUUUGCUUGUUUGUGCUUCGUCACGCCAAACGAGUCGCCGAGUUUGCAGAGUUUCCCGAGUUUGCCGAGAGUGCCGAUCUCGGGAAAACGAACCACACUGUGCGUAGUCAGUGUUAGCACUGGGGAAAAAAUAUGUCCCGACCGAUCUCAGCUGCAGCUGUUUCCCCAUAGAUGUUCUCCCAAGCCUCCUCCUCGUCCUCCUCUUCCUCUGCCUCCUCUGCCUCCUCCUCCAGAUUUUGAAGAUUUUGUAUAAUUAGUGAUAAUUCUUGUGUUGUUUGAGUUUUCUGCAUGAAUUUUCGAUCGGAGGAGCCUCAUCUUCAACCUUGCAUGUGGUGUUUGUUUGUUUUGGCCGAGGCGAGGGAGCUCCGCCUGCCGCUCGCCCGGUCGUGUUCUUCAGAACUGCUGCUAAGUACUCUCCACCCGUGGAGGCUCCUCCCACAGAGCCUGUAGGUGUUUGUCAGGGAUCUCUACGAUGAUGCUGAUGCUAAGUUUUGCUAAGUUUGUUAUCGUCGCUAUCGUUUGUGAACGUGUUUUCAGAAUCCACUGUUUUUGCUUUGGUACACCACGCCCUCUUCGACAGCCUUCCACGGUUUGGUCAUGUCGCAUUCCAGCUACAUGGAGCUCUGAAAGCAGAGAGUAACCAGGCUUUAGAAGAGCAAAUAAAGAUUGUCUAAUAAAAGAAUUCUGAUCAUGUUUUUUGUCUGAGAGAUAAAGAUCUUAGCUUUGAGCUGUCUUUCUGUAGAGGCUCUUUUUACAGGAGCUUCUUUAAAAUGACGCUAGUGCUGGAAAUAAGUGAAACCGGUGCUCAGGGACUAUAUGGAGGGAGGUGGAAUGCUGUAGCAAAGCUUGUGAACAAAUGGGAGGAAUUGACUUCAGCCCAAACAGGUCAAAGGUCAAGGAUUAGCACAGGCCAUAAAAAAACUUUAUGGAGGAGCGUGAUUGGCUUGGGUUAGUCCACUGAGCUGGUGCAGGAUGCUACUGUUGUUGCUCUGCGCCGAGAAAAAGUACAGAACUUUUACUGUGGUGAGAAAAUAAGUGCAUAAAUAUUCGGUUGAUUUCGUCGGACGUUGAUAACGUUUUUCACUUUAAAGCUUUACAGUCGCAAACAAGCAAACGAUACUGUACUUGAAUCAGACGGAAUUCAGGUCCAUCGAUGUAUAUAAUUAUGUGUUUUUCUGUUUUUCAUGGGUUUGGUUGCAAUAGAAGUGUAAUUAUGAAUAUUGUUUUAACGAUAUAAAUAUAUAUAUUCUAAGGACUGCUUAUGAAUGUUAAGAUUAGAUGAAUCCCUUGAAGGACCUGUCUUGAAGUUUGGUGAAUUUUACGUGUAGAAUAUUGCUAUUAUUUGAGAGACCACUAUUGUGUGAGAUUAUAGGUGGGCAAUAGGCAAUGAUCCAUUCAUAACUGUAUGGCUUUUAUGGUUCUGCAAUGAACGACAGACUAUCACGAGCGAUAAGUUCUCAUUUAAUGUGAAACACUGUGUAAAAUCAAACGUCUCCUUGGAAACUGUGGGUGGGCGUGUAUAUAUUAUGGUUUCUUUUAUCAUAUCGCUUCAUGUAGGCCUGUCACGAUAAUUACGUUAAUGACUUGUCAUACCUAAUACUGUAUGGACAUGACCUCAAUAAUUUGACCAACCUUGAUACUGCCCAUUGCGGCUUUGGCCUAAUUAAAUUGUAUACGUUUCUACUAUAAGGUGUAUGUACUAUUCUUAGUAGUGCUUAAUAGUUGUAGUCGAAGUAGGAUGGGUCAUCGGUAGGACUGUCUCAUGAAAACUCCUUUCCAGUAGCCUAUUGGACCAACCUUCUAUGAAGUAGCAGCUGAAAAAUGCAGCCCACCGUGGUUGAGGCCUAGACUUUGGAACGGAAUACUAGUCAGUCUUAGUAAAUAUUUUGCAAAUGGGACACACCCCCUGUUUGCUUGCAAGUAUUUUGUCAAAGCCUUUAAUUUUAGCUAUUUCUGCUGUUCUGUUCUUAUGUUUACUCUCUUUCUGAGGUGAGGACAAGUCUGUGAUUAGAUAGCAACAUCUAUCCUGUAGGAAAAAAGGCAGUACACACAACAGCCAAUGCACCAAUAACUGUGCCUCCAUGUACACUGAGUAGGCUGUGACAUGUACGGGUCACAAUGCACAUAAGCUGAAGAAUAACUCUUAGAGUUUAAUUAUAAUAAUAUGGAGCACAGUUUUACUGCUGCUGUAGUCUUUCACGCCAUUUACUCAAGUGACACAUUGGACAUCUGUGUGCAAGAAAAACAGAACUUGUUUUUAGCUCAGGACACACGUCUGUGUGUUGCCUAUAUUGCAAAACUAGAUUGUGGGCUGCCGCUCAUUCCACACCAAACCUUGCUUGUGCUUGCAGAGCUACCAUAUUGGAUUUUGCUACACAUUCCUAUAGAAAACAUGUCGUCAGUUUUUACCAUUGCCAUUAUUGACUCAAACAGCCAGAGCUACUGUAAGAUGUUUAAAACUGACUCUGUCUCAUAGCGAAGUGGAGUAAAGACUUUUAACACCUCUAGCCUGAGGUCAUCACACAACCCACAGGAUCAGAUUUUUUAAAAUUCCGAUUCCAAUUUUUUAAAAUAUUCUUAAUUUAAAGCAAAAAUGACUGUGCUAUUAUCAUUCUAUAAUAAUAUGACAGUAAUAUUCUAUUUUAUCGCUAUUAUUUCUGGGACAAUAUAUAAUCAAAAACACAGUUAUCGUGACAGGCCUAGCUUCAUGUAUGAUUUACAGUCAAAGUAAGAUUUCGACUUCAGUGUUGGGAUUCAAAAUCGGAAGAACAAGGAAUCGACUUGACUGAAUCACGCUGGAGAGGUGGCUGGGAAUGACCAUGUUCUAACAUUUGCUACAAAUAUGAAUGCAAUCUUACGAUGUAGGUGUGCCUAGAUGUACUGUAUAAAGUGCUCUCUAAAUAAAAGAAUAAAAAAUACUCUGCACAUGUGCAAGUCAGCGCUUAGAUAGGAGUUUUAGUAUGUGACUUUGUAGGAAUGCGAUUAUUUAAUCUGUGUUCAUCGGGAAUCUUCUUGUUCUGCCUUUUCAAUUUUGUGCCAAACUGUUCACCAACCUUCAGUGUGUCCUUACGUCUCCUUACGUUCCUUACGUAUGUUUGUGUUAACCCACAGCCUAUUGAUUACGAAUUUCCUCAAGUAGUCCAUUGAGAGGGUUACCAAUAACAGACUGCUUUAAAAGGUCGCUACACACACCACACACACUAAUACACACUACACACAAGCGAGUUGAUAAGAAAUGAAGCCUGAGCUCAGUGAUUUACUGUCACAGCCUCAGAAAAAGUGGACCCGAGCUGGACGAACCGAUACUUUAAACCAUGCUGUUGUGUUUUUGUUGUAUUUUUUUUAAAUGUCUAACUGUAAUUAUGUAAUUAUACAAUUUGUUUGCAAGAUUUGUCACUUGAAUUUACAGGCACUCGUUCCUUCAUUUGACGUUUUAGGGCUUUGCUGCUGUAUUAAUUGUUGAUUGCAAUGUUUGACUUUCAUAUUUCCAGAACCAUGAUUUGUGUCCUUCCAAUGUAUGUCUUUUUUGUAAAUUAUUAAAGGUGAAAUAUAUUAAAGAUA